AUGGCGUUUUACAGGGACGGGCAGGAUGGGUACGAUAUGGACAGCAGCUUUGGAAUAUCAGGAGGUACAGCGAUGGACGUUAGUGGAAAGAUAGCAAUCGUAACCGGCGGCGGGCGAGGCAUAGGGCGAGGCAUUUCGCUUGCCCUGGCGCGAAACGGCGCAGACAUAGUGAUCGCCGACAUCAUCGUGAAGAACGCGGAGGGAGUCGCGGACGAAACCAGGAAUCCGUCGAGGGAGAUGACGGCGCAGGCCCUGUCCGAGUUCGGAGCAAUCGACAUACUCGUGAACAAUGCGGGCGUCAUCGGCGCGCAGGGCUGGGAGAGCCGCGAGACGCCGAAUGAAGAGGACUGGGACUUCAUCUUCGAGAUAAAUGUGAAGGGCAUCGCGCGCGUUACCGACGCCAUCUCCCCGCAUAUGCAAGGAGCGCAGGGCAGUUCGCGCAAUCCGCCCUACAAUGUCUCGAAGGCAGGCGUGAUAAGCCUGACCCAAGGGCAGGCACAGGGGCUCGCACCGCACAAUAUCAACGUGAACGCGAUAUGCCCGGGCCUGCUGUGGACGCCUAUGUGGGAGCGCAUCACCGCCCGCGCCGCCAUGACACCGAACCCCGGAGAAAAGACGCAGCGCGAACUCUUCGAGGAAAAUGUUCAGAGGACAAUUCCCCUCGGCAGGGAGCAGACGCCCGACGACAUCGGCAACCUCGCCGCCUUCCUAGCUUCCGAGUACGCCAUGAACAUCACAGGCCAGUCGAUAAACGUCAGCGGCGGCCUGCACAUGAACUAG
Molecule: messenger RNA, 780 nt
Organism: Geodia barretti
Lineage: Eukaryota; Metazoa; Porifera; Demospongiae; Tetractinellida; Geodiidae
Source: the annotation of a GenBank genome assembly